Nematolebias whitei (Rio pearlfish) is the source of this 2302-nucleotide messenger RNA. RefSeq names its product plakophilin 2 (gene pkp2). The coding region runs from base 1 to 2292 and encodes 763 amino acids. Gene Ontology annotation, biological process: intermediate filament bundle assembly; protein localization to plasma membrane; desmosome organization. The transcript has 13 exons. The record is from RefSeq and is a predicted model, not a curated record. Gene Ontology annotation, cellular component: plasma membrane; intermediate filament; cytoplasm. Lineage: Eukaryota; Metazoa; Chordata; Actinopteri; Cyprinodontiformes; Rivulidae. Gene Ontology annotation, molecular function: alpha-catenin binding; intermediate filament binding; cadherin binding.
AUGGAGGAGAGGUUCUUUAAGUCGCCUCUGCCUGCGCUGGACUUGGUGCUGAACGACUCCAGUCUGGCUCUGCCGACCGAGCCCAGUCCGAGGUCCUCGACCAGAACCGAGUCUGAAGACCGGAGCCUCCGUGUUCAGCGGCAGGUCCGGCUCACCCUGGAGCGGAAGACAAAGAGGAAUCUCUCUAAUGGUGGAGCCAGCCUGCAGAAACACACAGCAAGAAGUUUAGAUGGUGAUGAAGGAUUUUCUUCUAACACUAAGGUAAAUGGACCGAGCUUCAUCAGCCGCACUUUAUCAAUCAACCAUGUGAAGAGACCAUCCAGGAAGGUAGCGAUGUCUCCAGAACCCAACCCAGAUUUAGCUCGCCGUCACUUCAACAGUACGUAUCGCCGUGGGGUGUACACAGUCCCUGGACCUGGUCAUUCACAUGCACUGGCGACUUUGAUGAACUCCACGGGAGACUCCGAUUUAUUUCAUCGCUAUGCUCUCUUAGAGACCCCUCAUGGCAGCUGGCUGCCUUCAUCCAUGUCCACACCUGGGACUUUCAGCCCCUCGUCUCUGAGACAGACGGCUAGAUCGCGGUCUGCAGGGUUUCAGCAACACGCUCAGAAUGACUUUCUGACGAGUCGCAGACAAAACGCUGUUACGCUCAGUGAUCAGAUGUUUGGAUCUGCCCAGCCUGAUGAGGACUUGAUCUGCCCAGCUCAGGUCAGCGGGGACCAGAGGUCCAUGAGACUGGACUCGUUCUCACCGUCUGGUGGCAGAGCAGAGAUGGACACGGGGAGACCCGUGGCGAAACAACUCGGCGCACAACAGAAACAGAAUCCGUCACGCAGGGAAUCGAAGAAUAAACCUCCAGCGAUGACGCUGGAGCGGGCUGUGAGCCUUUUGACCACAAACGAUGAGGAAACUCUGAUCGAUGCCGUCAACAGUAUACAAAGUCUGUGUUUCCAGGGAGAAGACGCUAAAAAGACGGUGUAUAAUCUGCAUGGGAUUGAAAAACUGCUGCAGCUGCUUAACAACGACAGCGAAGAGGUGCAGCAUGUUGCUGCUGGAGCGCUGCGUAACGUUGUCUACAACAACAACGAAAACAAGAUGGAAGUCAAGGACUGUGACGGCUUGGCCAUCAUUGUGAACACGCUGACAAACAGCAUCGAUAUGGAGACGAGAUGCCAGCUCACUGGUCUUAUGUGGAACCUCUCCUCUCAUGACGUUUUAAAGGAGUGCUUCCCCAAAAACACUGCAUGCGUCUUAACCAAGUCAAUCCUGGUGCCCAGCUCUGGCAUUUUGGAAGGCGAGAACCCAAAAGACGAGCUUCUUGCUGAUGCUAAUGCUUUCUACAACGCCACAGGCUGCCUACGAAAUCUGAGCUCUGCUGGCCCAGACGUCCGUCAAGCUAUGAGGGUGUGUGAGAACCUCAUCGACUCGCUUGUUUACUACAUCCGAGGAACCGUCGCCAACCAGAACACCAAUGAUGAGUCCACGGAGAACUGCGUCUGCAUCCUGAACAACCUGACUUUUCAGUUUGGGUUCGAGCUUUCGCAGCAACACGUGAAACUCCCCAGAGAAUCUCGACAAGUCUCGGCUCCUGAGCGGACGUCUGUGGGCUGCUUUUCUCCUCGCAGUGCCAAAAUCUCACAGGAUGUGGAGCAGCAGCGCCUCCCGCUGGAGGAGAACCCCAACCCGCACGGCGCAGAGUGGCUGUGGAGCCUCAUCACCAUGAGGAUGUACGUGUCGCUGGUGGUCUGCAGCAAGCGGCGGCUCACGCAGGAAGCUGCCUUUGGGGCCUUGCUGAACAUCACGGCUGAAAACGGAGCGGUGUCCAAAGCCAUCGCCGUCACUUUAUUUCAGAAGGAAAACGGACUCAAGCUCAUUAAGAACAUCUUACACAAGGGACGCAGUCAUUUAAAGACGACGGCCAUUUCCCUCACUGCAAACCUCUCUCGCCACCACGAACUGCGUCCUUUCAUUGCGAGCCAGAUGUUGACAGAAAUAGUGGACAGGUUGGUCUACGACGACCUGACCAACGAGGAGCUGAUAAAUCUGUUCCACAUCCUCAUUAAUCUGAGUCAGAGUGACGUGAGGACCGCCAGAGCCAUCGUCAACCAGGGCGCCCUGACGACCAUCAUCCACAGCAGCAAAAACAACAGUCAAGCAGGUAAGACGGCGACUGUUCUGCUGCAGACGAUGUGGGUCCACAGUGAAGCCCAGUGGGCCCUGAAGAAGAAUGGAAUCAAGAAGUCUGAAUUAUUCAACUCAAGGACAACAAAGGUCAUGAAUUCACUGAAGUAACAGAACCGAA